UAAAAAUGUCAUAUCAGGACCGCAUGCUAUGUCGGAAAGGGAGUUGAAAGCGAAGGGGUCUAGGUGGGAGUAGUCAGGGGCGGACAGAAUGACAAUAAUUCAAUGAAGAUCAAUAAAUGGGGUGUUUCAGGCAGCCCAUGGCUGUGCUUGCGGCCAUCUUUAAUACGAGUGACUUCCGCCGCGCGCCGUGAUCUGUCCCCUCUUCACUUUUAUUUAUAUGCAGAAUCCCAUCAACUCUGUACAAUUGAACCGUCUGUCCCUCUUUCAGACCUCUGUGUACAUUUCCCACGCGCUGGUCCCCUUUUCCUUGCACAUUCCGCCCGUCAGGAGUUUCAUUCCCCUUGUUCCUGACCACGAACCCCGCUACUUCUCAAAAGAGAGGCACAUAUCCACCCACCACCAUUCCCCUACAGUCUGAGCAACAACAUCCAUCCCCUGGUCAAAACCCACAACCAACCGAACCGCCAGCACCGUCCCAAUUUCCCACAAAACCAACAUAAUGACGAACCUCACCACCAACAACUCCACCGCUGCUCCCCAGCACGCCCCGGCCGCCGCCGCCGUCGUCAAGCCCACCACUAACGAAAACGACAACACCAUCAACACCGACCCCCUCCUCUUCCCCACGACCCUCGUCUCCCCGGACGUCACCGCCGCCCUCCCAGAAGCCUACACGAUCCGGCCCCUGCGCCGCUCCGACUACCAGCGCGGCUACCUGGACGUGCUGCGCGUGCUGACGACCGUCGGCGCCAUCACCGCGGCGCAGUGGGACGCCCGCUACGACUGGAUCGCCGCCCGCAACGACGAGUACUACCUGCUGGUCAUCUGCGACGGGACCGGCCGCGUCGUCGGCACGGGCAGCCUGAUCGUCGAGCGCAAGUUCAUCCACGCCCUGGGCAUGGUCGGCCACAUCGAGGACAUCGCCGUCGACAAAGACCAGCAGGGCAAGAAGCUGGGGCUGCGCCUCAUUCAGGCGCUGGACUUUGUGGCGGAGAAGGUCGGCUGCUAUAAGACGAUCCUUGAUUGCUCCGAGUCGAAUGAGGGGUUUUAUCUUAAGUGUGGGUUUAAGCGGGCGGGGUUGGAGAUGGCGCAUUAUUAUUAGAGGGAUGGGGGUUGGUUUUCUGUGGUGAGGUGUGGGUGUGAUUUUCUUGAUCCAAGGGGGGAGGGUCUCUUUUUUUUUUUGCUAUUCUUGGGGCGUUUCGUAUAGAUUAUCGUGGCAUUCCUGGGUCCUUUGGGGUUUGGGGGUGUGGGAUUGGGCUCGGUGCCGAUACAUAAUUUUAUCUGGGGUGUUGCAUGGGGGGAAACUAGAGUAUGGGUUUCAUUAUGCUUGAGGUCCCGUUGUGGAUAUAUGAGGGCAGGGACUAGGUGGUUGAUGCAGUGAUGUGGUGUGGUUUCUGUUUCGGGGGUUAUGUGCUAUAUAACUUAUAACUUAUAAGUGGACUAGAGGAGGCCAAGGCUCAUCAUAUAUUGGCGAAAUCCUGGGUUCAGUGAGUGAGUAUUGAUGCGGUGGUAUCGGGAUCCUGGUAGGACAAGUAAGGGUUAUGCCAGUAGGACUCGGGUGUGUAGGACACACUGCUGUCAGGGACCAUGUUGGGG
Aspergillus brunneoviolaceus CBS 621.78 is the source of this 1596-nucleotide messenger RNA. RefSeq names its product glucosamine 6-phosphate N-acetyltransferase (gene gup1). Gene Ontology annotation, cellular component: Golgi apparatus; endoplasmic reticulum-Golgi intermediate compartment; endoplasmic reticulum. The record is from RefSeq and is a predicted model, not a curated record. The coding region runs from base 500 to 1102 and encodes 200 amino acids. NCBI's taxonomy places the organism in Eukaryota, Fungi, Ascomycota, Eurotiomycetes, Eurotiales, Aspergillaceae. Gene Ontology annotation, molecular function: monosaccharide binding; glucosamine 6-phosphate N-acetyltransferase activity. The transcript is spliced from 2 exons. Gene Ontology annotation, biological process: UDP-N-acetylglucosamine biosynthetic process.